UGCGCAUGCGCAAUCAAGUGAAAACAGCUGGGAAACAUAACCUUUAAAACGUCAUAUUAUUCGCGAAUUGUUUAGAUUGUUUAAAAAGAUAUUUUUUAAAUCCUAAAACUCGGAUAAUUAAUAGUUUUUAUUUAAUUUAAGUGAGUGCUCACAUUGCACAGAUAAAAUGGCUCCUAUACAACAGGAUUUACGUGAUUCCAGUGGUGAUUCUGGAUCUGACUCAGAAAGUGGAUCAGGCUCAGCAUCGUCGAGUCGAAGUGGUACACCAACAUCACACGCAGCACCCACACCAGGUGGAGCACGAAGUGAACAAUCCGAUGAUGACAAACCACGUUCACCAGCUUCAAAUGCCAGUGGAUCGCCAGCUAGAUCAAAUAAAUCAGGUUCUCGCAAAUCAAGAAGUCCCUCUGCUGAAUCAGGACGUUCUGGAAGUCCCAUUUCUCGAAAAUCUGCUAGAUCUCGCUCUGGAUCCCCUGCUAGAUCCGAGAGUCCAAGAUCUGUUAGAAGUCGAAGAUCCAGAAAAUCUGCUUCACGUUCACCGGGUCAAAAAUCAGGUUCACCGCAAAGUAAUAAAUCAGCUUCGCCGAAAAGCCGAAGAUCCGGAAGUCCAGCUAGCAGAAGAUCUCUCACGAGUAGAAGAUCCGGUAGUCCAGCUAGUAGAAGAUCAGUCAUGAGCAGAAGAUCAGGAAGUCAAACUUCCCAGGCGAGUAGACGAUCUGGAAGUCGAACUUCCAGGGGAAGUAAGAGGUCCGCUUCGCCAUCGAGCAGAAGAUCUGGAAGUCUAACUUCAAGAGGAAGAAAAAGAUCAGGUUCGCCUUCUAGUAGAAGAUCUGGAAGUCGUACCUCUAGAGGAAGAUCAGAAAGUGCAGCGUCACGUGCCAGUCGACGUUCGAGAUCUGGCAGCCGAUCGGGAAGUCAAACUUCACAAACGAGUAGAAGAUCGGGAAGUCAAACUUCCCGAGUGAGUAAACGAUCUGGAAGUCGUGUUUCUCCGGUGAGCAGAAGAUCCGGAAGUCGAGCUAGUAGACUGAGCAGAAGAUCAGGAAGUCGUGCUUCUCGAGUCAGUAGAAGAUCUGGAAGUCGAACUUCUCCGGGAAGCAAGAGAUCUGUUUCUCCAUCGAGCAGAAGAUCCGAAAGUCGAACUUCUCGCGGAAGUAAGAGAUCAGUUUCGCCUUCCAGCAGAAGAUCAGGAAGUCCAGCGAGUCGACGAUCAAGAUCUGGUAGUCAAGUAUCCAGAAGAUCUGGCAGUCAAACCUCUCAAGCGAGUAGAAGAUCUGGGAGUCAAACUUCCAGAACUAGUAGACGUUCCAGUCGUUCUGCUACUCCAAAGAAUCAAAGCGAUAAUGAAUCUGAGAAGUCUUUAAAAAUUGCAGGUGAUCAAGAAAAUAAAUCUGACGACGAUAGCGAUAUCGAGGGUCCGAGAAACAAACGUAAAGAACGUUCAGGUUCUACAUCAGAAACUGAGGUCACGAAAAAGAAACGAGCUUUGAUAGAUUCUGAUUCAGAGCCGGAAAUCACGGAAAAAGAACCGGAACCAACGGCAGACGCUCUUUUUGGAGAUGCUAGCGAUAUUAGUACUGACGACGAGAAAGACAAAGUCGAGGAAGAAAAGCGAAAAAGUAAAAGCAAAAGUCGCAGUCGUAGCCGUAGUAAGAGCCGCAGUAAAAGUCGAAGCCGUAGCCGAAGUCGUAGUCGUAGUCGCAGUAGAAGCAGAAGUAGAAGCAAAGCUCCUUCAGAUGCCGGUGAAGGAACCAGUUCUCAAAAACCUUUAGUUUUUGACGAUGAAGAUAAGGAGAAAGAGGAUGAGGUCGAACCACCUCCAGAAACAAGAAUCGAUGUCGAGAUACCAAAAAUAAGUACCGAUCUCGGUAGAGAGAUUCAUUUUGUAAAACUGCCAAAUUUCUUGUCCGUCGAGACAAGGCCAUUUGAUCAUGAAACUUAUGAAGAUGAAAUCGACGAAGAGGAAACUUUAGACGAGGAGGGUAGAGCGAGAUUAAAAUUGAAAGUCGAAAAUACAAUAAGAUGGAAGGAUUAUAUGAAUGAUGAGGGAAAAAUGGUGAAAGAAAGUAAUGCACGUUUUGUUCGAUGGUCCGAUGGCAGUAUGUCACUUCAUCUUGGCUCGGAAAUUUUUAACGUUUACAAACAACCACUGCAGGGUGAUCACAAUCAUCUUUACAUUCGACAGGGUACUGGUCUUCAAGGACAAGCCGUUUUUCGUACAAAAUUAACAUUCAGACCUCAUUCAACUGAGUCGUUCACUCACAGAAAAAUGACAAUGUCACUUGCUGACAGAUCACAAAAGACAUCUGGUAUUAAAGUACUUUCUCAAGUGGGAAUGAAUCCAGAUCAAAAUAAACACGAAAUGAUAAAGAAAGAGGAAGAGAAGCUAAGAAUGGCAAUGAGAGUUCAGACGAAGAGUAAGAAAACAACAAGUGGUUCCAGAAGUGCAAAUCGUGCUUCUGCAGGAUAUGCGGCUGACUCGUAUCAUGACGAGGGAUCUGAUGAUGAAGGAGCCAUUUCCCUCGCUGCUAUUAAAAAUCAGUAUAAAAAAGGUGGUGGAGCUUCUCAGAAGAUUUCGGCGAAUAUUUAUUCCUCGGAUGAAGAUGGCUCAGACGUGGAGGCAAUGAGACCCAAGAAGAAUGUGAAAAGCAAGGCAAUUCAAGAUUCGGAUGAUUCUGCUUCUGGAUCUGAAAGUGGAUCAGGAAGUAACGACGACGAAGAAGAAGGUGAGGCUGCUGCUGAAAAUGAUGCCAGCGAUUAAAGAUUAUCAGUUUUUUUACAGUAAGAUUUAACCUCAAUUAUAUGUAAAUAGUGAAAUUAUUCCACACGUUAAACUAAGUAUUUUUUUUUUUCUUAAUAAGUAACGUUUCUGACGAAUAAAAUUUACAAAUAAAGUAGUUUAAAAAUUUGACAAUAUUCAUAGAGUGAUUUAUUUCCAAUAGGAGUUACAAUUAUUACUCUCUUUACUUAAUUAUGCGAAUAAUUAUUAAAAUCACAAAAGAGAAAUAUAUAAUAAUCGAGAGUAUGAAUUAUUAAUUGAUAAAAAAAAAUCGGCAUUCUGUACAAUUCAUGCGACUCAUCAAUGCGAAAUUUCGACAGAGUCUAAACCAAAACAUCAUUUUUAUUUGCACUAUUUCAUCUAUUGCACACAGUGUUCUUUUUUUCUCGGUGCAAUUUCUAAAAAACAAAAUACAAAAAAGCUCUGCGUUGUGCUUUAUAAAAUGAAUUUCAUUUAUAUGUGACAUAAUUAUUAUUAUUAUUAGCUUAUUGGAGAGUAAACACUAAAGUUUACAUAAAUUAUAUACAAAAGUUGCAACAAAAUGUUGUUUUAUUAACAAAGUCGUAAAUAGCGUAGUCUUAUUUUUAACUCCCCCACGUGAAAAAAAAUACAGGAAAGACCCAGAUUCAAUUUCAAUGUGCGUUUACGUGAUUGUGAAAAAAAACCUCUUCUUUCAGCAUUUUCGUUUGCUGAAAUAGAUUUAUAUAUUAUAUACAAAAAGAAUUCUCUCUUAGGAGCCUCGCAAAACUUACAAAUAAACUAAAUUCGAAACUAUACAAUUGACAGGCUUAAUAAAUAAUUCAUUUCACAGGCAGCACACGAUUAAUCGCAAUUUGUGCUAGCACACCUGAUAAAUAAAUAAAUAUACAGCGAAAGAGAACCACUCGCAGUACCAAGAAUGAAUUUCUAGCGUUUACAUAAUUUGACGAUAAUAAACAAUUUGUUCAAAUUUUUUUUUUUUUU
This is a messenger RNA of Leptopilina boulardi, 3742 nucleotides long. It is a transcript of the gene Atu, whose product is annotated as another transcription unit protein. The transcript has 6 exons. The coding region runs from base 167 to 2761 and encodes 864 amino acids. Gene Ontology annotation, molecular function: RNA polymerase II C-terminal domain phosphoserine binding. Gene Ontology annotation, cellular component: nucleus; Cdc73/Paf1 complex. The record is from RefSeq and is a predicted model, not a curated record. Gene Ontology annotation, biological process: transcription elongation by RNA polymerase II; positive regulation of transcription elongation by RNA polymerase II. NCBI's taxonomy places the organism in Eukaryota, Metazoa, Arthropoda, Insecta, Hymenoptera, Figitidae.